AUGCUUCGAAGAUCAGUUUUGCAUAACAAAUAUGCCUUUUAUGAUCUCGUGUUGGCUACGCCUUCUCGCCCCACACAGCCCAUCGAGUCUGAAGAGCUAAUGGAGAAAAUCAAGAAGUCACAAACCAAAGCAAGGAAAGAUGGAUCUACCACCUUUGAAGGGAACUACAAGCUAGACAAACAAACAGCCGAGGAGAGGAUUAAGCGAAUUUUCGGAGGGAGGAUCAAGGGUGAGCCUCCAAGAUCAUCCAGUAGGGUUAUCCGGGGAGAGCCGAAGGUAAUUGCUGGUGUCAAGGUUCCAGCUCGGCCCAAUGAGCCUGACAACUGUUGCAUGAGUGGCUGUAUUAAUUGUGUGUGGGAGUUGUUCAACGAUGAUUUGAAGGAUUGGAACUCAAAGAGGAAGGAGGCGGCCGUCAACUUGAGGAAAACAGGCGGGAGAUGGCCAGAGGAUUUCGAUGCUCCAGUGAAAUUCUUGAAGUCCUCCAACUUACCGAAGAGUUUAUUGGACGACCCUGAGAAGAUAUCUAAGAGUCGCCAGGAUAAGAGCGGAGGCUGGGGAGAUGUCCCAAUGAGUAUUCGAGUCUUUGCCGAGACAGAGAAGAAAUUGAAGUUGAAGAGGCAGGAGCAACAACAGCAACAGCAACAACAGCAAACCCUGCAGAGCUAA
Molecule: messenger RNA, 666 nt
Organism: Dujonia railenensis
Lineage: Eukaryota; Fungi; Ascomycota; Pichiomycetes; Serinales; Debaryomycetaceae
Source: the annotation of a GenBank genome assembly